AUGGGUGAACGGGACAGCUUUAAGGAGAAGCAGCGCGGCCAGCGGCUGGAGGAGGAGCUGCGCAUGCGGGAGCAGGAGUUGGAGACCACCAUGAACAAACAGAAGGAGCUCCAAACCAGAAUCCGAACUCUGAAUCAGGAGCAGAGCAGCAUCAGGGAGCAGAACCGGCAGCUGCGCAGCCUGAACAGCCAGCUGCAGGAGCAGGUGGAGAGCAGCAGAGAGCGGCUGCAGUCUGCGCUGCGUCAGCUCAGCCUGCUGCAGGCCAGCGCCGUCCAGGAGCAGGCGGCCCGGAACAGAAAUGUCAUGAAGGUAUCGAGAAACAUCAAAAAGGAAAAGGAAAGUCUGCUGAGACAGCUGGAAAUAUUAAGGGAUAUGAACAGAAAUCUGCGAGAUGAGAAAGAUGCUCAGCAGUCGCUUAAGAUGAAUCCAAAGUCCAGCAAGUCUCUGCAGAAGAGAGGCUCAAUUUUAAGCAACUACUUGCUGCAAGACAUGAAGCCGCUGAGGAGACAGCUGAGCUCAUCUGGUGAGUCGGAGCAGACCGAUUCAUCCGAGGCGCGCCCGCCGUCAUGUGAGGUCAUAGGUCAACAUGUGGAGCCGAUGCACAUGCAGAGCAAACGGUUGAGCCCACAGCGAGUGUUCAAGGUGGUGUUUCUGGGGAACUCGGGGGUGGGUAAGACCUCCUUCAUUCAGCACUACUGCACAGGACACUGCAGCAGUACGGUCACCUCCACCGUGGGUAUAGAUUUCCAGAUGAAGACUUUAGUUGUGGAUUCCACCGCCAUCACUUUGCAGCUAUGGGACACGGCGGGCCAGGAGAGGUUCUGCAGCAUCACUGAACAAUAUUACCGGAAGGCGGACGGCAUCCUGGCCGUGUACGACGUCACGCACGGCGCCUCCUUCCUGGCGCUGAGAGGAUGGUUGGAUUCUGUGAGGGAUAAGAUGUGUGAAGGGACUGUUCUGAUGCUGCUGGGAAACAAGGUGGACUUAGCAGACGAUGCCAACAGAGAAGUGAUGCGAGCGGAAGGAGAGAGGCUGGCAGAGCAUUACCAGGCUUUUUUUCAUGAGUGCAGUGCCAAGACUGGAUAUAACAUGGAGGAGCUGAUGGUUCAUCUGGCUGAGUAUGACUCUUCCCAUCCACCUGAGACGCUCUGACAAACUUCUGACAUGUUCACCUUUUAUGAUGCAGCCAUAGACGUCAAUACCAGCGUUUAAUACUACAGACUGGAUGUAGAGAACAGACUGGAUGCAGAGAACAGACUGGAUGCAGAGAACAGACUGGAUGUAGAGAACAGACUGGAUGCAGAGAACAGUCUGGAUGCAGAGAACAGACUGGAUGUAGAGAACAGACUGGAUGCAGAGAACAGACUGGAUGUAGAGAACAGACUGGAUGUAGAGAACAGACUGG
Molecule: messenger RNA, 1405 nt
Organism: Cyprinodon variegatus (sheepshead minnow)
Lineage: Eukaryota; Metazoa; Chordata; Actinopteri; Cyprinodontiformes; Cyprinodontidae
Gene: cracr2b
Product: ras and EF-hand domain-containing protein-like
Exons: 12
Coding region: 1-1152 (383 amino acids)
Molecular function (GO): GTP binding; GTPase activity
Source: RefSeq, a predicted model, not a curated record